Molecule: messenger RNA, 2440 nt
Organism: Punica granatum (pomegranate)
Lineage: Eukaryota; Viridiplantae; Streptophyta; Magnoliopsida; Myrtales; Lythraceae
Source: RefSeq, a predicted model, not a curated record
GAAACCCACUGCAAUUCAUCUCAUCUCGUGCCCCUAAAAACUUCGACAUCGUCUCGUCUCUCAGUUGUCCUCUCUCUACAGCUCAAACCGAAAGAGCUCAUCUCGCCAACUCUCCUUCCAUUUUGCAGUCGGAGAAGGAAGAGGAAGCGGAAGAAGAAGAAGACGAUGAAGCCUCGGGUCGCAUCUCGAGCUUCAACAGCUCUCUUGUUUGCCCUCCUGCUGAUCUCCUCCGCACAAUCAUUCUACCUCCCCGGUGUAGCUCCUCGCGAUUUCUCCAGGGGUGAUCCCCUUCCCGUCAAGGUGAACAAAUUGUCAUCUACCAAGACACAGCUUCCAUAUGACUACUACUACCUUAAGUACUGUAAGCCUCCCAAGAUUGUCAACAGUGCCGAGAACUUGGGUGAGGUUCUAAGGGGUGAUCGGAUAGAGAAUUCUGUUUUCACGUUCCAAAUGUUGGAGGAGGAACCUUGCAAAGUGGCCUGUCGAAAAAUUCUCGAUGCUGAGUCUGCAAAGAAUUUUAAGGAAAAAAUUGAUGACGAAUACCGUGUAAACAUGAUCCUCGAUAACCUUCCAGUGGCUGUUCUGAGGCAAAGGAGGGAUGGUAACCCAUCUACAACCUAUGAACAUGGUUUCCGUGUUGGGUUUAAAGGAAACUAUCAGGGAAGCAAAGAGGAGAAGUAUUUUAUCAAUAACCAUCUGAGCUUCAGAGUCAAGUAUCACAAGGAUCCAGAGAGUGAUACUGCAAGAAUUGUUGGAUUUGAAGUCACUCCUAACAGUAUCAAACAUGAAUAUAAAGAAUGGGACGAGAAGAAUCCUCAAGUGACAACAUGCAAUGCAAAUACCAAAAACUUAGCUCAAGGUAGCACAGUUCCACAAGAGGUGGAUACCAAGAAGGAGGUUGUGUUUACAUAUGAUGUGACUUUUAAGGAGAGUGAUAUCAAAUGGGCAUCUCGUUGGGACACUUACCUCUUAAUGAAUGAUGAUCAGAUUCACUGGUUCUCCAUUAUAAACUCUUUGAUGAUUGUCCUUUUCCUUUCUGGAAUGGUGGCAAUGAUCAUGAUGAGGACUCUGUACAGAGACAUUGCAAACUAUAAUCAGUUGGAGACCCAAGAUGAGGCUCAGGAAGAAACAGGAUGGAAACUUGUCCACGGGGAUGUUUUCAGGCCACCUAUCAAUUCUGGCUUACUUUGUGUGUAUGUCGGGACAGGAGUUCAGAUCUUUGGGAUGACUCUUGUGACAAUGAUCUUUGCUUUGCUGGGUUUCUUGUCUCCUUCUAACCGAGGAGGACUUAUGACCGCAAUGGUUCUCUUAUGGGUUUUCAUGGGCUUGUUAGCCGGUUAUUCUUCAGCACGUCUGCACAAGAUGUUCAAGGGAACUGAAUGGAAGACAACGACCUUGAAGACUGCAGUUAUGUUCCCUGGCAUCCUCUUUGCUAUCUUCUUUGUGCUGAAUGCCUUGAUCUGGGGGGAGCAAUCUUCAGGAGCAGUGCCGUUCGGGACAAUGUUUGCCCUUGUCUGCUUAUGGUUUUGUAUAUCAGUUCCGUUGGUAUUUGUGGGCAGUUAUUUAGGUUUCAAAAAGCCCGCCAUGGAAGAUCCAGUGAAGACAAACAAAAUCCCGAGGCAAAUUCCCGAGCAGGCAUGGUACAUGAAGCCACUCUUCUCCAUUCUCAUCGGAGGAAUCCUUCCUUUUGGGGCGGUGUUCAUUGAGCUUUUCUUCAUCUUGACCUCAAUCUGGCUGAAUCAGUUCUACUACAUCUUUGGCUUCCUGUUCAUAGUCUUCGUUAUCCUCUUGAUAACUUGUGCUGAGAUCACCAUCGUGCUCUGCUACUUCCAGCUCUGCAGCGAAGACUACCACUGGUGGUGGAGAUCGUACUUGACCGCUGGCUCCUCCGCCCUCUACCUCUUCCUCUACUCAGUGUUCUACUUCUUCACUAAGCUGGAAAUCACCAAGCUGGUCUCAGGAAUUCUCUACUUUGGGUACAUGAUGAUCGUUUCAUAUGCAUUCUUCGUGUUGACCGGGACAAUCGGCUUCUAUGCAUGUUUCUGGUUCGUGAGGAAGAUCUAUUCCUCUGUGAAAAUUGACUGAUCUGAAGUUGGGAUAGAGCUAAGGAUCAAGUGAACUCAAGAAAUUGAAACCCAGACAGAAGCAAAAUGGGCUUUUACAAGAGCAGGAUAGUGCCUAUGUGGAAGUUUUACUUCCAAUCUCCAUUUUAACUCUCCAUUUUGUCAAUAGGUAGUGUAGUAGGGUCUUGGUUUUCGUUAUAUCCUAUUUACUUCUUGAUAUGAUAUUGGACUGAACUUUUAGGUAUGUUUUAUUUGUGCUUGAUUUGGCCAAGUCUAUGUCAGCGCAGUAUAGGUCCUGCAUCUUAUGGCCCCGUAACCGCGGUUUUUGGCCCUCAUACAGAGAUACAUUUUACAAUAAACGCACACACUUUCACGCC